Echinococcus granulosus is the source of this 228-nucleotide messenger RNA. RefSeq lists its product as hypothetical. Bases 1 to 228 code for a protein of 75 amino acids. The record is from RefSeq and is a predicted model, not a curated record. Lineage: Eukaryota; Metazoa; Platyhelminthes; Cestoda; Cyclophyllidea; Taeniidae. The transcript has 2 exons.
AUGAAAUUGGAGCAUGCAGAAUUCAGUCUCUCUAUGGCCCACACAUUUGCCUAUAGUCAUGAAUACUAUGGUGAAGAGGAUGAUUUAACAACCUCGACAACCACAACUUCUACGACUCAAACCACCGUUGCGAAGGCUACCUCACAAAUGUCCCUUCUUUCACCAUCAACUCCGCUUCAUCUAUUCACCUCCCUCCUUCUCUUUAUCACCUCCUAUGCGCUUCUAUAA